Dothidotthia symphoricarpi CBS 119687 is the source of this 726-nucleotide messenger RNA. RefSeq names its product mitochondrial inner membrane protease-like protein ATP23. The record is from RefSeq and is a predicted model, not a curated record. The transcript is spliced from 2 exons. Gene Ontology annotation, biological process: mitochondrial protein processing; mitochondrial proton-transporting ATP synthase complex assembly. Gene Ontology annotation, molecular function: metalloendopeptidase activity. NCBI's taxonomy places the organism in Eukaryota, Fungi, Ascomycota, Dothideomycetes, Pleosporales, Dothidotthiaceae. Gene Ontology annotation, cellular component: extrinsic component of mitochondrial inner membrane. Bases 1 to 726 code for a protein of 241 amino acids.
AUGCCGCCCCCCGAACAAGCCCCCGACGGCGCCCCCGAACCGACAACCCCACAACCCCCCGCCCAGAAACUCGACCCCAUCUACUACAACUGGAGCAGCACCUUCAGCAUAAUGCUCGGCCGCAUGACCGGGUCCCGCGACAUCCCACUCGAGCAAAACUACUUCUCAGAAAUGGACACACUGAAAGCAGAGUCCAUCUGCAAGCGCUGCGACACCAACCGCGACUACCUGAUGCAGUACUCGCCCAUCAUCCGCUUCAUGCGGGAUGAAGUGUGGAAACUGGGCGGGGAGCUGAACGACCAGAACGUUAUUUGCCGCAUGUGCACUAACGAGCAGUCUGGCGGGUUCAGCCUCGACCAUGGGAUAUUGCUGUGUGCGAAUAAGUUCAGGAAUCGCGGGCAUCAGGAGGAUACUAUGGCGCAUGAGAUGGUGCAUGCGUGGGAUCAUUUGAAGUGGAAGGUUGAGCCCGAGAAUCUGCGCCAUCAGGCCUGUUUGGAGAUACGCGCCUCGACACUCAGUGGCGAAUGUCGCUUCAGCCGCGAAUUCUUCACAAAAAACCAGUGGCGCAUCACUGAGCAGCUGCAACAUUGUGUGCGGCGGCGCGCUACGCUGUCUAUGAUGGCCCGCCCAGGCGUCACGGACGAUGUCCACGCCGCUAAGAUUGUGAAUGAAGUCUGGGACAAUUGCUUUACGGAUACACGGCCGUUUGACGAAAUCUACCGAUGA